Messenger RNA from Coccinella septempunctata (seven-spotted ladybird), 1438 nucleotides. Its product is annotated as MKRN2 opposite strand protein. The transcript has 3 exons. Lineage: Eukaryota; Metazoa; Arthropoda; Insecta; Coleoptera; Coccinellidae. The record is from RefSeq and is a predicted model, not a curated record. The coding region runs from base 279 to 791 and encodes 170 amino acids.
UAUCCUAUUUCCUUAGAGAAAGUGCCUAUUUCUAACAAUCAACAAAGAGAACUAAGAGAAGAGUUUGUCUCUGGAAUCAACUUAAAUUGAUGAUUGAAGAGAGAACAGAAGUGACGUAAAGCCUCAAAAUAUAUUUCAUACGAGUUUUAGUGCUACCGUUAGGCAAAUUUUUCAAUCCAUUUCGAAAACUGUGUUGUUUAUUAUGACGCUACUGUAAUAAGCAUUUGAUUGAACUGAAGUCUUCACCAGUGGCGUAGCAGCAGUAUAUUUCAUCUAGCAUGGAUGGCAUGGAUCGGCAAAUUCUUUGUUUUAAACAUUGUGGGACAAUUUUUUGCUUCGAUUUGCCUGAAGUAUGUCCACUGUGCCACUUUUCUUUGUCCCUUAUUCCUGUGGAGGAUAUUCCUUUCAGGUUACCGCAUCCAUUUGUCAAAGCUGGACAAUACCCAUGUUCGAUCGUCAUCAAAUCGACAACUGGAACGUUUCUAGAGAAUUACAAUUACAACAAAAAUCUACACAUCGGCGUGACCGAUAGCAGAGGCGCAGUUCACGAAUACGAUUCAGGAGGUUUACGAAAAAACUGCACCCAGGAUUGGAAUCAGUCAAUCGUAGUCUACAAAAGUUCAGAGGUCUGGAGAAGUCACUGGGAUAGUCCAUUGGCUGUUGUGUAUGCUGAUCCUAUGUGGCGUUCAGAAAAUUACGAUGAAGACAAUUUCAAUUGUUUUUCGUUUGUGAUCGCGUUUUUGAAAAAGUUGAAUUGCAAAGAACUCAAUGAAUUCAUGGAUAAGGAGUAAUUCUGUGAAAAAUUCAUAUUACCCAAGAUUCGCUCUUCCAACGAAUAUAUAGCAUUGUAUAGGAAGGUGCAGAAAGACGGCUAUUCGUUUAGUCUAUGAUAUUCAAAUGGGGAAGAAAGUAAUGAAUUAUAAGAGCUCGAUUUUAAAUUUUCAUAAACCAGUACAAUAAACCAAUUUUCAUAAAUAUUUUUUCUUGUUCGACAUUAUAGAUUACAGUACAGUCACAUGAAGAAACGAGGAAUGAAAUUAAAUAUCAGGUAAACUCUUUUAUUUUCUUCAUAGAAGAAAUGAGAAAAAUUGCGAUAUAGGUACUAUAUACUUGGAAGGAUUAUCUCACAUAUCUACAAGAAGGUACAGGGUAAAUUAUGCUAAAAUUCACUUCAUUCAUUCAAAUUCUACAAGGCUGAAACUUGUCUGAUUCCAACAGGAAACUCCUGGUUCAAAACUUGUCCAACUAUACAAAAAUUAAAAAAAUUAAUUUAUCGCGAAAUAAUAUCAAAAUUCAAAUGAAAAUCACAUUUGAAAGUACAAAAAAUAUUGUUAAUCAUCGAAGAAAAGUAAAAAUACUAGAAAUAAUACAUAAUUACUCAAGGAAAAAACAUUCAUAUUGUAUACCUAUCUCUAAUUAACUAUGUAGUUUGAUUUGG